This is a messenger RNA of Closterium sp. Naga37s-1, 2904 nucleotides long. NCBI's taxonomy places the organism in Eukaryota, Viridiplantae, Streptophyta, Zygnematophyceae, Desmidiales, Closteriaceae. The record is from the annotation of a GenBank genome assembly.
AUGGGCGUGGAGGUUGAUUUUGAGGCGCCUCAAGAACAGCUUCAGGGUGUUCCUGGGGGUGAGCAUGGGGGCAGCGAGGCGGCGGUGGGGGUGAUGGGCGUGGGGUUCUUGGACUACAGUGAUGAGGAGGACGGCGAGGAGGAAGCUGCGUGGGUGCUUCUUGACGUCCAUGAGCAUGAGGAGGACACGGUGGUGUUCCGGUUUGGGUCGAGGGAGCAGGCAGAGGCGCAGUUAGAGCAGCUAGAGGAGCAGGCGCAGAGUCUGAGGGAGCAGAUUCAGGAUGCUGAGUGGGAGAGGCAGGCGCGGCAGCAGCUGCAGGUGCAAAGGGAGCAGCAGGUGCUGCUGCAGCAGCAGGAGCAGGAGCAAGAGUGGCAGGAGCAGCAAGAACAGCAACAGCAGCAGUGGCAGCAACAGCAGCAGCAGCAGCAGCAGCAGCUGGAGGAGCAGCAGCAGUGGGAGGAACAGGGAGCGGGAGGGGGGGUUGGUGUGCCCUCUGCGUGGAACCAAGAGCAGGCUGGGGUGCAAGGGGUGCAAGAGCAGCAGUGGGAAGAGGAGCAGUGGGAGCAGCAGCAGAGGGAGCAGCAGUGGGAGGAGCAGCAGCGGGAGCAGCAGCAGCAGCAGGAGGUGCAGUUGGGGUGGGACGAGCAGCAGCAGCAACAGCAACACCAACAACAACAGCAACAGCAAGAGCAGCAGCAGCAGGGGUAUGAGGCGCAGCAGCAGGGCUUACACGGAUACGAAGAUCAGCAGCAGAGGGAUGAGGGCAGUGCAGGGUGGGAGGGAAGUGCUUCUCAAUUUCCAGCUUCCAAUCUCAGUUAUCCAAACGGCGUGGUUCUAGAAGAGGAAGAGGUGUUCCCAAUCCCAGUUCCAGUCCCAGUGAUGCAGUCAGAACUGGAAGCGCUGCAAUCGGCAGCGCAAGGGGAGGGAGCAGCAGAGCAAGCAGCGCAGGAGCAGGGAGCACAGGAGUACGCAGCACAGGGGGGAUAUGGCGAGCUGGGAGCAGCAGAGCCGGGAGCAGCAAAGGAUGGAGGCAUAGUUUCAGGCGAGGAGGCGGCAGAAGCCCCUGUGCACGAGGAGGAAAGCAGGAGGUAUGCUCUCUACUUCCACCCCUCGGAUUUCCUGGCCGUCCAGGCCUCUGAGCGCAAGGAGGACGUGGUGUUGCAUCAGCUGCAGCUGAAGGUCGGAGCCUCUGAGCGCAAGGAGGACGUGGUGCUGCAUCAGCUGCAGCUGAAAGUCGGGGUCUACAGCGCGUCAAGGGGAGGUGACGAUGCGUAUUUGGUGGAGGGGAACUGGCUGGGCGUGGCGGAUGGCAUUGGCACAUGGACGGACCAGGGUGAGGAGUGGUGUGCGGUGGUGUGGGGUGGUGAGGGGCGGCAAGGGGUGGUGCGGGGGAUUAACGCGGGCUUAUACUCGCGUGAAAUGAUGUGGAACUGUGUCAACGUGAUCCGGUCGCGGCAGGAGGGAGCAGAUAGUGACGAGGACGACGACAGCGAUGACGAGUUAGCCGAUGAGUUUGAUUUAACUGACAGAGGGGCACUGGCAGAGGGGCACUGGCAGAGGGGAACAGCAGGUGCCUUCAGUCACCUGUCUGACCGCCACAACACCAAAUGCCACUCCCGCUUCCUGCCUCCCCUUCCCAUGCGUCCCCUCGUCCCCCCACCAGGCAUCAACGCUGGUCUAUACUCGCGAGAGAUGAUGUGGAACUGCGUCAACGUGAUUCGGUCGCGGCAGGAGGGAGCAGACAGUGACGAGGACGACGACAGCGAUGACGAGUUUGCCGACCAUCUAGAGGGCGGCAGAUCCGAUUCCGAGCUAGAUUCGGAUCACAACGACUCGGCAGGCGUCGGGCGGGGGCCGGCGGCGGGCGGCAGCCUAGACGGCGCUGGCGGCGGAGCGGGCGGCAUGGGCGGCGGAGCGGGCGGCGGGAGAGGGAGGGGCGUGGGGGGUGCGGGAGGGGGGGUGGUGAGCGGGGUGGGGGCGGGCGGGGAUGAUUACGACUAUGGGUAUUAUGAUGAUGAGGAGGAUUUGGAUCCGAUGGAUCCCAAGGGGGUGAUCGAGGAGAGCCACAGCCGCACGGACCUGAGAGGGUCCUGCACCAUCACUCUUGCCGUCCUUGACAAAGACGUGAGUGGGAAUGUUGGGUGCUACUCCCUCAAAACCAGCGGAGUGGGGGCGGGCGGGGAUGAUUACGACUAUGGGUAUUAUGACGAUGAGGAGGAUUUGGAUCCGAUGGAUCCCAAGGGGGUGAUCGAGGAGAGCCACAGCCGCACUGAUUUACGCGGGUCCUGCACCAUCACUCUUGCCGUGCUUGAUAAAGACGUGAGUGGGUUCUCUCAGGCAGCAGUACCUCAAAGCCAGGAGGGGAUGAUUACAACUAUGGUUGAAUGGAGUGGUGGCAAUGUGACUACAAAUGCGGCGCCUGCGAGUGGCAAGCAUAGGCAGCUGUGGAUUCGUGCUGCUGAGGAGGGGCGAGCUAGUGAUCCUCUCUCUUUGCCUCUCCCUCCCGCCCCGCUCCCCACUUCUGUCUCCCUCACCUCUUCCCCACCCGCUCAGCGGCUGCGAGUGGCGAGCAUAGGCAGCUGUGGUUUCGUGCUGCUCAGGAGGGGCGAGCUGGUGAUCCGCUCAGAGCGCAUGGAGCACUCCUUUGGCAACCCCCACAGGCAGCUGCGGUUGAGGAGGGGCGAGCUGGUGAUCCGCUCAGAGCGCAUGGAGCACUCCUUUGGGAACCCCUUCCAGAUCGGCCAUGAGGCAGGAGACGGGCCUGACUGUGCCAAGGUGAGCUCUUGUCUCUGCCACCCCCCGUUUCCACUCCGCUCGGAGCGCAUGGAGCACUCCUUUGGCAACCGCUUUCAAAUCGGGCAUGAGGCAGGGGACGGCCCUGACUGUGCAAAGGUGAGCUCUUAA